GCCCAAAAAAGAACAACAAAAGUACGAAAUUCCUGAUGGCCAUGGAAAGAGGGUGCUUAAUGGACUACAAAGGAAAGAAUUUAGAUGAAAUUGAAAUUGAUCCCAAUGAAACAAUUCCAGAGGAGAGUGACCAUUCAGAAAGCGAACUGACGGGCGAAGAACUAAGCCCACCUUCUACAUCCUACCUACCUUCAGCUGCUAAGAAACGAACUUCAAAGAAGAAACAGUGCAUGCAAUCAGAGGACGAGUCCGAGGAUCCAGGUUCAGCUGCUAAGAAACGCACUUCAAAGAAGAAACACUGCAUGCAGUCAGAGGACGAGUCCGAGGAUCCAGGUUCAGCUACUAAGAAACGCACAUCAAAGAUGAAGAGCCAAAGUAAAUGUGAUGAAAUGAACUCCGAUGUUCCAGAUGCAGCAUCCAAGACAUCCUGCCGCAAAGAGAAGACCAUGGAGUCAAGAAGAAAUCUGCGCUGUUGA
Alosa alosa (allis shad) is the source of this 476-nucleotide messenger RNA. RefSeq names its product topoisomerase 1-associated factor 1-like. The record is from RefSeq and is a predicted model, not a curated record. Lineage: Eukaryota; Metazoa; Chordata; Actinopteri; Clupeiformes; Clupeidae. The coding region runs from base 36 to 476 and encodes 146 amino acids. The transcript is spliced from 7 exons.